UUUCAAGUGGAUAUUUAACUAUGUUAUUUGGAGUUCUGAGUCAUUUGUGAUAUCUAUGUUGAACUAUCAUUUAGGUACGCUUAAUUGGAUAUUGUAUGGAGGGCUCCUUAUUUGUGGUUUAUGAAUUCAUGGAGAAUGACAAUUUAAGUCAUUAUUUGCGUGGUUCAGAAAGGGACCCAAUACCAUGGCCAACUAGAGCGCAAAUUGCCUUGGAUUCAGCUCUAGGACUUGAAUACAUUCACGAGCACACUGUCCCUGUCUAUGUUCAUCGUGACAUCAAGUCAGCAAACAUAUUAUUAGACAAAAGCUUCCAUGCCAAGGUUGGCGAUUUCGGGUUAACCAAACUCUCUGAAUAUGGAAAUUUCUCAUCCCAAUCUCGUUUGGUUGGUACUUUUGGUUAUAUACCUCCAGAGUGUAGAGGUGGUGAUGUGUCUCCUAAGGUGGAUGUUUAUGCCUUCGGAGUUGUCCUUUACGAACUCAUUUCUGCGAAGAAAGCUGUUAUCAAGAGCGGUGAAGAUGCCACAGAAACAAUGACACUUGUUGCUUUGUUUAAGCAAGUUUUAAGUCAGCCUGAUUCACAAGAAGAUCUUCAUAAACUUGUUGAUCCUAAGCUUGGUGAUAAUUACCCCAUGGAUGAAGUCUUCAAGAUUGCCCAUCUUGCCAAAGCUUGUACAAAAAAAAAUCCUCAACAUAGACCAAGCAUGAGGUCAGUUGCUGUUGAUCUUACAACACUAUCAUCUUCAACCGGGGAUUGGGAUAUCAGAUCUUUUUACGGAAAUAAAGCCGGCCUUAAUCUAAUGUCCGGAGGUUUGCUUCUGCUAAGAUCUCAUUUGUAUUGGGUUGGAAGUUCCCUUAUACUUCCUUAAUGAAUAAUAUCCUUCAUUUGCU
Molecule: messenger RNA, 888 nt
Organism: Rubroshorea leprosula
Lineage: Eukaryota; Viridiplantae; Streptophyta; Magnoliopsida; Malvales; Dipterocarpaceae
Source: the annotation of a GenBank genome assembly